CGGUCCGUCGAGCUCCCCAGCUUGGUUCUUCUUCAUUUAGGUACACGGGAGCACGCACAUGUCGGGCGUUUUUGCGACAUUCCUCCGUUGGCGCGUCGUUCCUACAACCACGGGCGCGUUAUAAGGCGAUGUUGCAAGGUGCUCUGCUGCUAAGGUCCCACCCGGUCAUACGGCUUCGCUCAGGAUGAGGUUCUCUGCGUCGUUCUCGGUGCUCUUCGCGUUUGUGUCGUACGCUGCUGCCCAGUCCGCAGAGUGGGGUCAAUGUGGAGGUAUCGGAUGGACUGGUGCAACAACAUGUGUUUCCGGCACAGUGUGCACCGAACUCAACUCUUAUUACAGCCAAUGCCUCCCCGGUACCGCGACCACUGCUCCCAGCGGCGGAUCAUCAACCACCAGCGCUGCCAGCGCACCUUCUUCAACGGCGACUGUCGGCCUCGCGGUCGCUGCCAAAGCCGCCGGCAAAACCUACUUCGGCUCUGCUACCGACAAUCCAGAGUUGACCGACACAGCCUACGUCACCAUCCUGAACCAAACUUCCGAAUUCAUGCAGCUGACGCCUGGAAACAGUAUGAAAUGGGAUGCUACCGAGCCUGAACAAGGCGUCUUCGACUUCAGCGGCGGAGACCAAGUUGUCAACCUCGCGAAGGCCAAUGGCCAACUCGUCCGCGGACACAAUUGCGUCUGGUACAACCAACUCCCGUCUUGGGUCUCCGGCGGUAGCUUCACAGCAGCCGAGCUGACCUCCAUCGUGCAGACGCACUGCAGCACCAUCGUCAGUCACUGGGCAGGCGAUAUUUACUCGUGGGAUGUCAUCAACGAGCCCUUCAACGACGACGGCACCUGGCGCUCCGACGUCUUCUACAACACCCUCGGUACCGACUACGUCCCUCUCGCGCUCCAAGCUGCCCGCGCUGCGGACCCGAACGCGAAGCUGUACAUCAAUGACUACAACAUCGAGGGCAGCGGCGCCAAGGCAACCGCGAUGCUGAACCUCAUCAAGUCGCUGCAGUCGCAGGGGGUGCCGAUCGACGGCGUCGGGUUCCAAUGCCACUUCAUCGUCGGCGAGCUCCCGAGCACGCUGCAGACGAACAUCGAGGCGUUCACCGCGCUCGGGAUCGAGCUCGCGAUCACCGAGCUCGAUAUCCGCAUGACGCUGCCCGCGACGGACGCGCUGCUCGAGCAGCAGAAGCAGGACUACCAGACCGUCAUCGGCGCGUGCAACGCCGUCGAGGGGUGCAUCGGCGUCACGAUAUGGGAUUACACGGACAAGUACUCCUGGGUGCCUUCGACGUUUUCGGGCCAGGGCGCGGCUUGCCCUUGGGACGAGAAUUUCGUGCGCAAGCCCGCGUACGACGGUAUCGUCGCUGGCUUCCAAUCCUAGAUGGGUCAUGUUUUCAUCUUGUGUUCUUCGUCUUACCGGCGAGUUCGUGUGUGAAAUACCGGAAUGUACUCUACAUCCAGCUGUGGGAUCGAGCGGAAUCGAGAUAUCGGCUGAACACUCCG
Punctularia strigosozonata HHB-11173 SS5 is the source of this 1503-nucleotide messenger RNA. Its product is annotated as endo-1,4-beta-xylanase C precursor. Gene Ontology annotation, biological process: carbohydrate metabolic process. The coding region runs from base 185 to 1381 and encodes 398 amino acids. Lineage: Eukaryota; Fungi; Basidiomycota; Agaricomycetes; Corticiales; Punctulariaceae. Gene Ontology annotation, cellular component: extracellular region. The record is from RefSeq and is a predicted model, not a curated record. Gene Ontology annotation, molecular function: cellulose binding; hydrolase activity, hydrolyzing O-glycosyl compounds. The transcript has 8 exons.